AUGGCCGUAAAUGGGAAAUCUGACCGAUCUUUGCUCACAAUGACCGAAGAGAGAAAAACUGCCGAGGCGAAGAGGAUGAACGAGUCCUCCAAGCGGCGCCUUAUGCUCGGCAUGCAGGGGAAGAAAAAAGGGCGGCAAGCCGGAACAGCACUGGCGUCUUCGGGAGGGGUUGACCCCGAUGACCUAACCCUCAACGAGCAUCGUCGUCAGAUGAACGCUGAAUCGGCGCAUGCCGAAGCGGCCGAUGCCGGUCCGUCUCCCAGCCGAGGUAUGACUGCCGAGGGUACCUCCUCCAAAGCUGCCGGCAACAAGCAUGACCUUCCAUACUUCACAUGA
Prunus armeniaca (apricot) is the source of this 336-nucleotide messenger RNA. Lineage: Eukaryota; Viridiplantae; Streptophyta; Magnoliopsida; Rosales; Rosaceae. The record is from the annotation of a GenBank genome assembly.